CGAGUCCAGCCCUUUCACUUGAUACUACAGCUUGGGCCACCUGUGAAAGUAACCCAAUCACUGCAGCAUGUCCCAACUUCCUCGCAAAAUGUUGACAGAGUGGUCUAAACUCUGUGCGACAUUUGGUCUCAAGGAGCGAGACGCGCACUGACUUAAGUUGUCUGUAUUACUCCGCCGUUACAUUCAAGAGCAUGGCAGCGCUAACAUUUGGGCUAACCCUUGUUCGACAUGGGGAAACGCAGUACAAUAAAGAAGGCCUGCUACAAGGCCAGGGUAUUGAUUCACUCUUGUCUGAGACCGGUCUGCAGCAGGCCGAGGCAGCAGGCUGUUACCUGAAAGAUGUCGAGAUCACCAACGUGUUUGUCAGUGAUAUGCUGCGGGCCCAGCAGACUGCUGAAACAAUAGUGAAACACAACAGUAGUUGUUCUGCUCUCCAAAUGGUGUGUGACCCUUUACUUAAAGAGAAAAACUUUGGGAUAGCAGAGGGGAAACGGGUGCAGGACUUGAUAGAGAUGGCCCAGGCAGCCGGUCAGCCAUUUACAGACUUCACCCCUCCGAAGGGGGAGACUCAGGAGCAGGUGAAGGAGCGAGUCAAAGAGUUUCUGGACAAAAUGCUCCAGCAAAUUGGGGCCGAACAGUGGCGUGACAGAGGGGAGGAUGAAACCUCUGCUCCACCAGAAACAUCUCCUGUGGUGGGACAGGCAGACGAUGGGGUCAGGGGUGUCCCGGUCCACACUUUGGUCGUCACCCAUGGGGUCGUCAUCUACGUGGCAGUGCGCUUCUUUGUGGAGGAGUUACAUUGCUCCUUGCCUUCAGAUUUCGACAGAGCACGUAUGUUCUCUUUAAGUCCUAACACAGGCCUAUGUCGCUUUAUACUAACCAUGAGAAAAGAGGACGACAGGUUCAAAUUGUCCGGAAUCCGCUGUGUGUUCCUCCACAGGGGGGACCAUGUUACACCGAACUGAUCUAGAUGAAUGUUUUUUUUUUUAAAAGCUGUAGGAGAUAACUGAGUUUAAGAUUUUAGGUUCUGUAUUUAUUGUUCAUUUGGUGCUCAGUCACCUCACAGUGCAGCUUAAUAAAACCUUGGCAUCAAUGGAUGAACUGUUUCCUAGUUGUUCAAUAUAAGCAUGUUUUGAUAAUGUAAUUAUUAAAUA
This is a messenger RNA of Sander lucioperca (pikeperch), 1154 nucleotides long. It is a transcript of the gene tigara, whose product is annotated as TP53 induced glycolysis regulatory phosphatase a. Gene Ontology annotation, molecular function: fructose-2,6-bisphosphate 2-phosphatase activity. Gene Ontology annotation, cellular component: cytosol. Lineage: Eukaryota; Metazoa; Chordata; Actinopteri; Perciformes; Percidae. Gene Ontology annotation, biological process: fructose 1,6-bisphosphate metabolic process; regulation of pentose-phosphate shunt; negative regulation of glycolytic process. Bases 192 to 965 code for a protein of 257 amino acids. The transcript is spliced from 7 exons. The record is from RefSeq and is a predicted model, not a curated record.